AGUCUUAUUGCAAACGUUGAACGGAGCGGUUCGUUGUUUUUUUUUUAAUCGUAAAAGCAAACUCGGUCGAAUAUAUUUAAAUAUUAAACAAUUUAUAUGAAUCACUUAUAAAUUUUGUUAAAUAUUAUAUAAAACAAAAUAUUUAUUUAUUUAUAAAAAAAUAUAUAAUAAAAUGAAAUUAUUAAUUAAAAUUAAACACCUCUUUGUAGAGGUUUUACUAAUAAUUUUAUUGAUCAAUUUGACAAGCUGUCAUAUGCAAGAGGCGUCUACCACAGCGCCCGCCACCCAGACACACUGGCAAAGACCAGUGCAGCACACAACGCGCAAUACGGUAACGCGUUGGAAAGUGAAUCAAACUCCUUCAACAUCGUCUGUCUCAACAUCCCAUAACUGUGAUUAUAAAGAAUUAAUAACGAAUUUACAUGAUCGCAUUAGCUUAUUGGCCACCGUGGAUGAGGAUUUACGCAAACGAUUGGAUAAUAUUGAAAAGAAAAUAGUACAAUUUGAAUCCAGUAACUUGGCUCGCAUGGAUUCGCUGGCGGUACAACAGACUGACUUUGGUAAACGUAUGGAUGUCACGGAACAUAUACAACGUUUAACACGACAUGGCGUUGAUCAAUUAUUAGGUGAAUUCGAAGAAUAUAUGAAAACACUAAAUCACACCCACAUCAUAACCGAUAAUAGAAAUCAUUCAAACGACAAAACAGAUAAUGUAGAUUUAAACGUUUUACGUAAGGCCAGACAAACAGACCAAAGACCCCAACAACAGCAGCCUCAAACCCAAUCUCAAGUGCCACAGGGUGUAUUUUCGAUUAGUGAUUCACAAAAAUUAGAUGCUUUGGCAACGUUGCUGACAUCCACUAGAGUUGCUGUAAAUGGCUUACAAGCUCAAUUACAAGCAAAUGUCACCAAAUUGAUGCAAACAACUGGAAAUCUACAAAGAAGAUUUAACAACCUCUUCAGAAGACAACAAAAUCAAGGAGGCCUAACACCGUUGGUACCCAAUUUCUAUGCUGCGGCCGGUAGUGGCCAACAAUUAACUACUAGUUGUGCUCAAGGUGUAGCAGCCACCAAUGGCAUUCUAAAACUACAAUUGACACCCAACUCUGAUCCUUUUUAUGUGGCCUGUGAUGAUGAACUCUUGGGCGGAGGUUGGACUGUUAUAAUGAAUCGUUUUAAUGGUGAUAUCAAUUUCCAACGUGGCUGGUUAGAAUAUAAACAUGGUUUUGGCAACUUGGCUGGUGAAUUUUUCAUUGGUCUCGAAAAAUUGUAUGCUUUGACUGCUUCUAGUGUACAUGAGCUGUUAAUUACCUUGGAAGAUUUUGAUAAUAAUCGCAAAUAUGCUCGCUACAAUUUAUUUGCCAUUGGCAAUGAACAAGAAUCAUAUGAAUUGAAACUUUUGGGCAAAUAUGAAGGAGAUGCGGGUGAUUCAUUCAGUUAUCAUGCUGGCAGCAAAUUUUCUACAUUCGACAAUGACAAUGAUGGUUGUGUCGAUUGUAAUUGUGCUCAAUCGCACAAAGGAGCCUGGUGGUAUAAUUGGUGUGAUCAAAGCAAUUUAAUGGGUCCUUAUCAUGAUCAAGAUUUUAAUAAAAUCGAACAAUACCGCGGCAUGUAUUGGCAAGAUUGGUUGGGUCCUAACUAUUCCCUAAAGGCUGCCAAAAUGAUGAUUCGCCCUUUGAAUGUAGAACAAGAUGCUAGACGUUAAUUGCAUUUAAAGGAUGUUUUCCAUAAAGUACUUCUUCAGGUUUAACUAUUAUCCUGCUUGACAUGAAUAACUGUGUGUAUGUGUUCAUAGUUUACAAUUAUAAUUGUAUCUAUUUUUUCGUCGUAUUCUAUUUGUAAAAUUUUCUAACAAUUUUUAUAAUUAUUUUAUAAGUAUGUCAACCAUCACAUGGUAUUCAUUUGAAGUAAAAUUCUUAGUGGGUCAAUGUGCCAGUUGUGUGUGUUUAUUCUUAAAUUAAGUAUGUGUUGCAUUUGUAAAUUGUAUUUAUGUUUUCAAUUUAAAAGUAAUAAUAAAUUGUGCAUUUUUUAUGAUUUUUUUCUUA
Messenger RNA from Lucilia sericata (common green bottle fly), 2045 nucleotides. RefSeq names its product fibrinogen-like protein 1. NCBI's taxonomy places the organism in Eukaryota, Metazoa, Arthropoda, Insecta, Diptera, Calliphoridae. The transcript has 6 exons. The coding region runs from base 173 to 1705 and encodes 510 amino acids. The record is from RefSeq and is a predicted model, not a curated record.